GCGCGAGAGCCUCCGCACAGGUAGAGCUGAGAGCCGCCAGGCCAGUCCGAGACAUGCGCCCCGCGCGCGCCCGCGUUGUGCCGUCGUACAUACGGUCACGCAUAACCUGCUUUUUAAAAACAUCAUACAAACGUUUGUUUACUUCUUCAUUUCAUAACUUUAAUUUGAAAUAGUUUUCGUGCCUGAAAUCAGUGUUUAUAAGUGCUACCUGUGAAUACAAAGAACCACGGUCGAGUUAAUUGCGCGAAUGCCACGCUCUACAGCCUACGCAGCCGGCGGCGUUCCCCACCUCUGUUCAUUCAAGGACCAAUCGUUGAACUCAUGUCAUCUCGUCUUUCGCAUCUACGUGAUCUCUAAGAUUUAGAAAUGAGUUCCCAACAUACAAAGCGAUGUAUUGACUAAGUUGGUAACCGAAAUCGGUUCCAUCGACAAUGUCAAUCAAUCAGAACGCAGGCCAAUUUAAUAAACAGAAGCAGCAACUAGGUAAACAGGGCCCGGAACCGGUCAACUUUCCACCGCGUUAUCACCCGCCUCCUCUAGCCGCGAGUGGGCCCAAGCUAGCCACUAUCGACCCGUCCGCCAAGGAGUACAAACCACCUUACGCAGGCAAACCUAUUGAUCCCAGCAAAUUGCAGUAUCCUAUAGUGGCACAUGGUGCUGUCCCAGCGUCCUACAGUGGAGGAUCUAUCCAGUUUUUAAAAUAUCCUCAAGGCUAUCCUCCAGGAUAUCCCCAACCAUCAGGAGCUCUACGCAUGCCACGGCCUUCGGCUGAGGUGGUGACAAAAGCUGUUGUGCACGAACCAGUGGAACCAACUACACGAGCCAGAAGUGCAGACGACAUCCAACGAGCACAACGUAAUAUUGAAGAGGAACAGAUUCACAGAAGGUCAGCUGACAUGCUCAAAUUUACGAAACGCGUCGAACCUGAAGGACCUCGAGCAUCAACCGAUCAGAAACGACAGAUUCAAGCGCUAUUAGCACAAAUAAAAGCGUUAAAAGAAGCUAAUCGUCGGUUGAGUGAGGAUAACCAGGAACUCCGAGACUUGUGCUGCUUCUUAGACGAUGAUAGACAGAAAGGUAGAAAAUUAGCUCGCGAAUGGCAACGAUUUGGAAGAUACACAGCAUCUGUCAUGCGACAGGAAGUGUCUGCUUACCAGAACAAAUUGAGACAGUUGGACGACAAGCAGCAAGAAUUGAUUCGUGACAAUUUAGAGUUAAAAGAAUUAUGUUUGUACUUGGAUGAAGAACGCGAGAGAAGUACGUGCGUCAACUGUGGUAGAGCAGCAGGAAGAGAAAGGGAUGACGGUGACGGGAGCAGCAGCGGUACCAAUGCUGAUGAAGGCUCGCGCCCGGCCCCUGCGAUACCAAUUACACAUCCUCAGCUUGCAGAACGGACAGUGCAGUAUGUAAGAGACUUAGAACAAAAAGUUCGGCGAUUAGAGGCUGAAAAAGGACUUGGUAACGGAGGAAACGAACGUCCUGAGGCAGUGGUACGAGCUUUACAGGUUCUAGAAGUUCGGGAACGCGUUGAACGAGAACGGAGAAGGCCUGCUCCAGACCUAGACUCUGGAGAGCAGGCGCUAGUGCGCGAAAUGUGUAACGUGGUGUGGGGCAAGCUAGAAGAUGCGCCGCCACAGGCUCCGCCGCGCUAGAACAUACUAUAAACAAUGAACAGUUAACAUUUCCUAAUUUAGUGUCAGAGUGAGUUUGAUAGAAAGAGGUGAACGAGUAAAUAAAAAGUUGUACAAAAUAAAUGCAGAUGGAAUCCGACUUGAUUGAGGUCGUCGGUCCGCUGUCUCGUGACCUAAAGAGCAGAACUGUGUCGACCUUAUAAGUACCUAUAAAGUACAUGAGUUUAGUUAACGUUAAGGCCCUUGGAAGAGUUUGUGAUGUAUAACUUGCCACGACUAAGUAAUGUAGCGGGAAACCGAAAAGUACAAAAUUACUUUAUGAAUUUUAUAUGUAAGUUGUUAGGUUUAGAGAUGCUGUUUAUCUUUACUUAGACAAAGUGUUGCCUUAUUUUUCUUGCUUAUAAAAUUAAAAAAAUAAUAACAUAGAUAGUGUAGAAUAAUGUAGGUAGAGUACCAACACUACAUCAAAUAUUUUUUCGUAUAAAAAUGUAGUAUAAGUAGCUGCUCCUACCUACCUACUUAGUACUUACACUAUUUUAUUGUUAGACAUAAAAUUGUUAAAAAUAAUUAUAAAUUUUAUGGAAAAUAUUUGAGAAAUUGGUUAAUUAUGAGGCUAUACAUUGAUACAAUUGUCUGUGAUUCUCCUGUGAGCUGGAAUAAGGGAUUCUAUGAGAAAGAUCAGCUUUAUACUGCAUUAAACUUGCCCUGCAUUUUGUUCUGUUAAUAAAUAUUAAGUUUUGAUUGAACUGAGAUUUAUUUCCUGUUAGUUUACAUAGAAGCUGGAGUUUUAAUAUUGCUUAGAGUCUAGUCAGCCAAUGAUUCAAAUGCAAGAACAGUUCAUGUUAUAGUUAUUUUAUUCCAGCUCACUCAACUCGUUCCAUUUGCAUAGCUUGCUUCAGUUUUGAUUAUAAAUGUAGUGUGUUAUUAAUUUAUUCAGACAUGGGUGUGCGAGAAAUAAAGCUAUUUCUGUUUA
Molecule: messenger RNA, 2604 nt
Organism: Spodoptera frugiperda (fall armyworm)
Lineage: Eukaryota; Metazoa; Arthropoda; Insecta; Lepidoptera; Noctuidae
Gene: Ccdc85
Product: coiled-coil domain-containing protein 85C-B
Exons: 1
Coding region: 432-1652 (406 amino acids)
Source: RefSeq, a predicted model, not a curated record